GUAUAAGGUUUAAUAAUUGGGAGAAUGAAACAUAAUCAUGAUCAUCAUGCACCAGCUUCAUCUAAAAAUAAUUGUGUACUUGGUCUUGUUUGCAUCUACAGCAGCAGCAGCUGCUGUUGGCGACCACAUUUCUAUAAACUGCGGCUCCUCAACCACAAGUUCAACAGCACCCUCCGGCAGAGAAUGGCUCCCAGAUAUCCCAACUACUUCUACUAAGGGCUCAUCAUCAUCAUCAUCAUCAAUAGCAACAACAACAACAGUUCCGUACGGCACUGCGCGUAUCUCUCUCUCCCAAUUCUCCUACACUUUUAAUCUGAAUCCAGGUCAGAAAGUUAUCCGCCUUCACUUCAACCCCACCUCUUCCUACUAUGGUGGUUUGAAAGAAGACUUGUUCACUGUUGAAGCUGGACCUUUCACCCUACUCUCCAAUUUCAGCCCCUCUUUAACUGCUCGUGCCCUUUCUCUCACUACUUUUGUCAAGGAAUUCUGCAUCAUCACACACCCUAAUCACCCCUUCAACAUAAUCUUCUCUCCUUCUUCAAAACACACCUACGCUUUCAUUAAUGGCAUCGAGAUUAUCUCAGUACCUUCUACUCUUUCCUACUGUCACAGUGGAGAUUCUGGUGUCCAAUUGGUUGCCACCGAUUCCGUUAUCCACAUCGACAACUCCACCGCACUUGAAAUUGUUCACCGACUCAAUCUCAAAUGGGCCGAUGAUAUCCCUGGCAUGUUUGGAAUGUGGGCAACCAUUCUUAAACAAAAGGCAAACAAACUUCUUAUUAAUAACAACAAUAAUAUCACCUGGAAAAUACCUGUGGAUGUGGGUUUCAGGUACUUGGUCAGACUUCAUUUCUGUGAGCAAGGACUCCGAAUGGCACAGGCUCAGCUCAACGACUUUACACUUUUCAUUAAUCACAUGAUUGCCAUCACCAGCGAUGACAUACACCGACUAAGGGAAGGUGAUGGCAUCCUCUGGUAUAAGAACUACAUGGUCGUCAUCAAUGGGAACAAACACGAGGGUAAACGCGAUCUCUUUAUUUCCUUGCGUUGUAUACAUGGAUUUUUGGAUGGGCAUACUCCACUUGAAGGUUUUGAAAUAUUCAAGUUGAGCAAUCACGACAACAGUCUUGCCAGCCCAAACCCCUUGCCCCCAACACGAGAUUCAUCGUCUCGGGCUAUCCAACUUCUACUCUCGGUUCUUGGUCGCAGAAACACGAUUGCAACUUUUGUCUUUGCUGUAAUGUGUCUGAUAAACGUCAUUAUUCAUAUGCUGCCGCAAAAUUGGGGGGCUAACAUUGCCAUUGCCAUCGAGGAGGAGGAAGAGAAGCCACCGGCCAGGACUAAUAGACUCUGCUGUCGCUUUUCACUAGCUGAGAUCCAGUCGGCCACUGAAGACUUCAAUGAUGCAUUUGUGAUUGGGAAGGGUGGAUUUGGUAAGGUCUACAAAGGGUUUGUAGAUAACAUGCAAGAGAUUGUGGCCAUAAAGCGAUUAAAAACAGACUCCAAGCAAGGGAAGCGUGAAUUUUGGACGGAGAUUGAAAUGCUUUCUGAGCUCCGACAUGUCAAUCUAGUAUCCCUGAUUGGCUACUGCAAUGAGCAGAAUGAAAUGAUCCUUGUUUAUGAGCACAUGCCCUGUGGAACACUGGCUGACCAUCUUUACAAACUUGCUAGGAAAGGCAAUGUUUGGUUACCUCUGUCUUGGAAGCAAAGACUUAAGAUAUGCAUUGGAGCUGGUAGAGGGCUGGACUAUCUUCACACUGGUAAUGGGAUCAUACAUCGUGAUGUGAAGGCUUCGAAUAUACUGCUUGAUCAAAAAUUUGUAGCUAAGGUCUCAGACUUUGGCUUAGCUAAAAUUGAAAUCGAAAGCGAGUCACAAAGCCAAGCUAGCACAAAUAUUAAAGGCACAUUUGGAUACUUUGACCCAGAUUAUCUUAAAACUCGUAAACUGACAACAAAGAGUGACACAUAUUCCUUUGGUGUGGUGUUGUUGGAAGUAUUGUGUGGGAGACCAGCAGUGGAGCCAUGGGCUGAAGAAGAUAAACGAAGUCUAACCAUGUGGGCUCGAGAUUACAUUAGUAAGGGAGAAGUUGAGCAGAUUAUAGCUCCAAGUCUAAGGCGGGAAAUCUCACCAGAUAGCCUCAAGACCUUUGUGAGGGUAGCAGUAAGAUGCUUGCACGACGAACCAAAGAAACGACCAGCAAUAGCAAACGUUGUACUAAAACUCGAGGUUGCACUUAAGCAACAAGAGAAUGCAGAAUCUUGGGAACCGAUUGAGAUAACUAGUUUUGCUGAUGGCUUUCAAUCUAUUGAUAAAUAUCAGCAUGAGAAUGCAAUUCCAUUGGUACCAAAUGAGAUAACAAAUGUUGCUAAUGUGUUGCCUCGGCAGGAGAAUGCGAAAUCUCCAGUAGCCAAUGAAAGAACAAAUGCGGUUUAUGCUAUGCAGGAGAAAGAAAAAUCUUUAUUACCAGAUGAGAUUGCAAGGGUUGCCAAUGCUACGUCAUAUAGUGAUCGAAAUAUUCCAUCAGUGAGCUCACAACUGAUGACCACGGCAUCUUCUAGUGUGCAAAAUGUUGCAUCCCCCCUGAGAGAACAAAUUAAAAGUGAAAUGAUUAGUUUUGGAAAAAAAGAUGGAAGAAAAAAAGCAAUGCAUAAGCUAUCACGUCUUUUGCCAUGGAAUGCAGUUUGGAGCUCUGUAAAACCAUCAAAGAAAAAGGAUCCAGUCGGCCUCUCAUUAUCAGCACCAAUAUCACGUAGGAGCAGAAUUAUAACAUUACGAGGCAGCGCUGUUUCUGAGAAGGCAAUAGGUGGAAGCAAUGAAUUGAUUGUAACUCCCAAUUUAAGGAUUUUCUCCUUUUCGGAACUGAAGGCUGCAACUAAAAACUUCAGAAGUGACAGUAUUCUUGGAGAAGGUGGUUUUGGAAAAGUUUACAAGGGCUGGCUCGAUGAGAAAUUUUCCGGGAAUAAUGGAAGUGGAUCCGUAGUUGCUGUUAAGAAGUUGAAUUCUGAAAGCAUGCAGGGAUUUGAAGAGUGGAAGUCUGAGGUGGAGUUCCUUGGAAGGCUUUCUCACCCCAAUCUGGUAAAGCUGUUGGGCUACUGUUGGGAGGAUAAAGAGCUACUGCUUGUGUACGAAUUUAUGCCAAAAGGCAGCUUAGAGGCACAACUUUUUACGAGGGGUUCUGCUUUUCUGGCGCUUCCAUGGGUGAUUAGGCUUAAGAUAUUAAUUGGAGCAGCUCGUGGUCUGGCAUUCUUGCACGCAUUAGAUGCGCAAAUUAUCUAUAGAGACUUCAAGCCCUCAAACAUAUUGCUCGAUGAGUCAUACAAUGCUAAGCUCUCGGACUUUGGUAUGGCAAAAUUGGGUCCAAUGGCUAAUUCGGAUCAUUCACAUGUGUCAACUCGGGUAAUGGGAACAUACGGUUAUGCUGCUCCUGAGUACGUAGCAACAGGGCAUUUGUACGUGAAAAGUGAUGUGUAUAGUUUUGGUCUGAUCCUAGUUGAAAUGCUGACUGGGUUACGAGCAAUAGACAGAAGUCGUCCAUCCGAACAACGUGUUCUUGUUGAUUGGAUCAAGCCAUAUUUACGCAAGCCCAAUAGGUUGAAGACUGUAAUGGAUUCACGUUUACAAGGAGGAUAUCCAUUGGCAUCUGUAUUUGAAAUAGCUCAGCUUGCUCUAAAUUGUCUCGAAAUGGAACCGAAAAAGAGACCGUCGAUGCAAGAAAGUGUUGAGAUCCUUGAAAGAAUCGAGAAACUCAGACAGCCUAGAGCAGUACAUUUUAGUGAUCAGGCUGGUUAUCAACAGCUAUAGUAAGUACUAUUUAUACUUGGCCGCAGGUUGUAGGUUCUAGACUUUCCCCUUUGUCUGAUGCAAUCACCUUGUUGUGCAAUUGCUGCUGCUAGUUAAGAGAUUAUUAGGUAAUUUUGGUGGGAAAUUAUUGUAUUGUAUCAUGAUUAGUGUUGUUCGGAUCAUUCAUUAGUCAUUACAUUACAAUUAUGAAUUAUUAAUUAAAGUGUUCAAAAAGUGUUUUUUUUUUAA
This is a messenger RNA of Erythranthe guttata (spotted monkey flower), 4030 nucleotides long. Lineage: Eukaryota; Viridiplantae; Streptophyta; Magnoliopsida; Lamiales; Phrymaceae. The record is from RefSeq and is a predicted model, not a curated record.